Messenger RNA from Eucalyptus grandis, 1352 nucleotides. RefSeq lists its product as uncharacterized. The transcript has 4 exons. The record is from RefSeq and is a predicted model, not a curated record. NCBI's taxonomy places the organism in Eukaryota, Viridiplantae, Streptophyta, Magnoliopsida, Myrtales, Myrtaceae. The coding region runs from base 155 to 907 and encodes 250 amino acids.
CAAAGCUUCGCUGCAAUUAGUAUCCAAAGAAUGUACAGACCUGAAGGCUGAGAAAAAUGUACUUGUUGAGAAAAUCUCUUCCCUACAGGAGCUGGUAAACGAUUUGGAAGAUUGCAGGCAGAGCAAAGUUAUCUUAGAAGAGAAGCUUCAACGUAUGGAGGGUGAAUUAAUGGCCAAACAGGCUAAAUGUGAUGAGGCUGUCGAGGUGAAAAAUGAGCUGAACCAGAUCAGGAGAGAGCACAAGCACUAUCAGCGGAUGACACAACAGCUUGAAGAGCAGAAAGAUGAGUACCUGAGAAGAGCCCGAGCCUCUGAAGAAGAACUAAAUUCUAUGAGGGAAGAGAAAAGAAAACCGAAGCAUGUUAACAACACAAGGAGCCCCGGACUAUCUAAAGCUCAUAUGAAAGUAGCAAAUUCAGCCACUGAAGAUUCAAGCCCGUCAAAGCGUGACAUAAGAAAGAAGCCGAUCAUGAAGAAUGUACGGCAACAAGUAGUGAAAGAUCAACCUAAGAUGUCCAAUGCCCGGCAUCACAUAGAGGACAUCCAUAUCAAUAACAGCGAUGUUGAAAGCUGCCAUGAUGUUGGAGUCGAUCCUAGGUCAAAAGUAUCUUUACUUGAGAGUGAUCUUGUUGAUUCUGCUGUAGCAGAUGACUCUGAUAAUAUUCCACUUAGCAGAGUUCCAGGAAGGAAUCCCCCGCCAGACUCUCCUAGAAAAGCAACUCCCGAAGGCGAAGUAGUAAUGAGAAAAAAGUUUGAGCGCACAAAGUCACGGCUAGAGUCCGAGUUGAGAGACAUACGCGAGCGCUAUCUCCAUAUGAGCCUCAAGUACGCAGAGGUGGAAGCUCAACGCGAGGUACUUGUGAUGAAGCUGAAAGCUUCCCAGAGCGCCAAGAGAUGGUUCUCCUGAACGGAUAAAUUUUUCUGGUGAAUAUUAUAGCGUCUAUGCGAGUUCUGAGUGUCUUUCAAACAUGUGAACAGUCCUGCAGUUUCAAUCACUUAAACGAUCGUGAGGUCAAAAAAGAAGAAACAGUAAGGCAGCAGAGCAACUGCUAAUUGCAGAAGGAUUAGAAGAAAGGGAGAUCAACACAUGCUUUCCUGUCGAUGAUCACCAUAGCCAAUGCAACACGCAGAGAAUUUUCCAUGCUUCAAUCGCAAGUGAAUCUGCUUCUGGCGGAAUCAAACAAGACAAGCGGUGUGUAUUUGUAUUGCGGUAGAUGCGAAAAUGCUUUGUAGUUACAGGGUGAAUAUGAACAUGGGUUUUCAUGGCUGUACUAGUUAAUAGGCAAUUUGGAUCUGUCUUGUUUUUACCACAAUGAAAAUUUUGGAAUUAGUAAACGAGCAUUAUGGAAGAA